Molecule: messenger RNA, 2526 nt
Organism: Cataglyphis hispanica
Lineage: Eukaryota; Metazoa; Arthropoda; Insecta; Hymenoptera; Formicidae
Product: 1-acyl-sn-glycerol-3-phosphate acyltransferase gamma-like
Exons: 8
Coding region: 516-1679 (387 amino acids)
Cellular component (GO): endomembrane system
Molecular function (GO): 1-acylglycerol-3-phosphate O-acyltransferase activity
Source: RefSeq, a predicted model, not a curated record
GACGUCAUGAUGAUCGCACUGCCAGCAAAAAAGGAACACACCCUACAUAUACGGUGUUUGACAGUUUGACUAUGCUUUAACACUUUUAGCAGUUUAUUAGCUAGCAUUGGAACGCUGAAGUUAGAGUUGAACGGAUAUCGUUUCAGUAUGUUUUACAAUUGGAGUUCGAUAGUAGAGUAGUAGUAGCAGGGGGGUCGCGCGCGAACGGCAAGUCACUCGUUUUAUCGCACUGUAAUUUGCACUCGCGCGCACGGCAUGGAGACGUGAUUUCAUUUUUUUAGGGGGGGUAUGAGACAGCAAUCAAACAUCAAGGCGCACGCAUUGAAGCACAUUGUUGACGUAUUGUCAGUGUGAACUUUGGAAUUUCGCACUUUGAUCUUUUGUACGUUCAACGCAUCUUGACACGCACACUUUUUCUUCACACAUCUUUCUUCAAGGAACGCUAAAUUAAGUAGAAAAAGUGAACAUUUAUGUUUUCUAUAAAGUGUACAGUUUAAUACUAUUUGCUUAUUGCCAUGGGAGUGCUCACUUCCUUGAAACAAUCAUCAGUGGUACAUCUUAUGUUUGCUAUUACAUUUUUUACAUCUGGCUUGAUAAUAAAUUUCUUCCAAUGCAUUUUAUAUUUUGGACUAAGGCCCUUUUCCAAGUAUCUAUAUCGCAAGAUUAAUUAUUAUCUCUGUUAUUCCUUCUAUUGUCAGUUAGUAUUUAUGGCAGAAUGGUGGGCAGGAUCAGACCUGAUAUUGUACAUAGAUAAGAAGGAUUUUGAUAAAUAUUUCGGCAAUGAACAUGGCUACCUUUUAAUGAAUCACAGUUAUGAAACUGAUUGGUUGAUAGGUUGGCUAUUGUGUGAUCGCGUGAGGUUGCUAGGCAAUUGCAAAGCAUAUGCUAAGAAAUCAAUACAAUAUAUUCCAACGCUGGGAUGGGCAUGGAAAUUUGCUGAGAGCAUUUUUCUUGAGAGGAGUUGGGAGAAAGAUAAGGAGAAUAUUAAGAAUCAAAUUAAGGAAUUGGUUGAAUAUCCUGACACGAUGUGGCUUUUACUCUAUCCUGAGGGUACGCGCUUUACAUCAAAAAAAUUGGAAGCCAGUCAAAAAUUCGCCAUUGAAAAAGGUCUACCAGUAUUAAAAUAUCACUUAACACCACGCACAAAAGGCUUUACUGCCAGCAUUCCGCAUAUGAGAGGCAAAGCAACGGCCAUCUAUGACAUUCAAAUAGCAUUCAAACCAUCUGAUUCAAUAAAACCAACCAUGAAGAACCUCCUUUUAGGAAAAUCACUAGAGGGACAUAUGUAUGCCAAAAGAAUUCCUAUUGAAGAAGUGCCAGAGGGAGAAGAAGCUGCUGCCGAAUGGCUGCACAAACUUUAUCAGCAAAAGGAUCGUAUGACAGAGAGUUUUUAUAAGACUGGCGAUUUUUUUGCUACAAGCGGAGUACCUAGGACAGACUCAUUCAAGCUGAAAAGGAGAUAUUAUUCCCUCAUUAAUACUAUAUUCUGGGCGAUAAUUGUCCUUGUACCAAUGUUGUAUUAUCUUCUAAGGCUUCUUCUAUCUGGAUCGAUUAUCUACUUUCUCAUCGGAAUUGCAAUUAUAUUUUUAUUUUAUCUACUAAUGUACAAAACACUCGGAAUGUCAGAAAUAAGUAAGGGCUCAUCAUAUGGUGCGGCGGAUGCGAAAAAAGAUAAAUAAUUUGGAUGUAAUUGCUAACAAGGGAUGAUUCCUGAAAAGAAGGAUCAAAGCAAGAAUCAAGAAGAUUUUCAGAUGGUUUAGAGGAAAAAGAAAGAAAUUAUAGAAGGCAGAUAUGUAUACAUUUGAUUUAUACUUCCAUGUAAUUCAGUCAGUGACAAAUUCUUUGUAUAGAUUUAAUAUAUAAUACAUAUACACAGAUUUACAUAUACAUUAAGUGUAUAUAUAUACGUGUGUGUAUGUAUAUGUACAAGUGUGUGGGAUAUAUGUGUGUACGUAUAUGUGCGGAUGUACAUGCGUCUAUAUAGAAGGUGUUCGGUAAUAACCGCAUAUAUCUCUUAUAGGUAGAAUAAGUUAAUAAAUUGUAUAGGACAGUCUUCUACCGUUUUGUGAUUUUUACAAUAAUUAAUAAGAAAUUAAUUCUAAAAAAUUGGUCUAUCCGCACGAGUUAUUACCGAACAUUCUGUAUAUAUGUAUACGAGAGUAUCCUACUAUAAUUGAACAUUCCUUUUUAUUUUUUAAACUAAUUAUAAGGGAGACCAUAACAUAUACAUAUACACACACAUAUAUAUAUAUAUAUAUAUAUACAUCUCUGAAUUUAUUGCAGCACAUAUACACUUCUUUUUAGCUUAAAACAUUCAUCAUAAACCUAUCAUGAAUCUCAUCCUGAUUCACAUCUGCUUGCAAAAAUUUGAUAUCUGCAUGCAUCUCGAACUUGGAAUAAUUUUCGAUCACCGACUACUGGCCAUUUUAUUCGCUGGAAACUUUGAUCAAUGGAUGGAAGACAAUAACAUUUGCACGGAUGUUAUACUCCUUUCCAUGAAAUAAUAAUAGAUAUUCAUGACUUUGA